ACGACACUGGGAAAUAGAAAGGGGAAACAAGUUAUUAACAAACAGCGAGCCCUUUUCAAAACCCACAGGCUGAAGCCUAAAAAUGUCGAUAGAAUCGCAGUCAGUGACUGAAGACGAAGAACAAAUAGGAAUCGAACAGCCAGCGCACCACCCACCUGCUCCUGCCGACGAGUUAUUUGACAUCUCAACCACGGUUGAUCCUAGUUAUGUCAUAUCGUUGAUAAGGAAACUUCUACCACCGACCAUGAAUGCAACUGCUACUUCUGACAUGGUUAGUGGCUGUGUUUCUGCUACUGAAGGAACAAAUGGAAGCUUGGUAUCACAAGCUGAAGAUAAUUUAACGGAAAACAGACAUGAGACCAUGGACAUCAUUGAUCAGAUCAACACCUCAAACAAGCAGGAAGGAAAAGAUGAUAGUUCUGAUGAUCAAGAAAAGCAUGUGGAUCCCUUAGUUGGAGACGAAUCUUGGGAAGAACAUGGAUGCAUAUUAUGGGACCUUGCAACAAGUAGAACACAUGCUGAACUCAUGGUUCAAAAUCUGGUUCUUGAAGUUAUCUUGGCCACUCUAACUGUUUCCCAGUCACCUCGAGUCACAGAGAUUAGUCUUGGAAUUAUUGGGAACCUUGCUUGCCAUGAAGUAUCACGCAAAGAAAUCGCCUCUGUAAAAGGAUUGGUUGAAAUAAUUGUGGAACAACUAUUUGUAGAUGACACUCCAUGCUUGUGUGAAGAAUUUAGGUUAUUAACUUUGUGUCUUCAAGGUAAUGAUAGUAUAACUUGGGCUAAAGCCCUGCAGCCUGAGAAUGUUUUAUCUCGUGUAUUAUGGGUUGUAGAAAAUACAUUGAAUCCACAACUUAUAGAAAAGAGUGUAGGUUUUCUGCUGACUAUAUCAGAAAGUCAAGAUGAAGUAAAAGCUAUUCUUCUCCCAAACUUGGUGAAAUUAGGUCUUCCAGUAAUUCUAAUCAACCUCUUGGCAUUUGAGAUUAGCAAAGUUGUGGGAGAUGAACGAAUACCUGAAAGGUACCCAGUUCUUGAUAUCAUUCUUCGGGCUAUUGAAGCACUAACUGUAAUAGACAGCUGUUCACAAGAGCUUUGCUCCAGUAAAAAACUUGUUCAUCUUCUUGCCACUCUGAUUAAACUUGGUGAUAAAAUUGAGGUAGCCACCUCAUGUGUGACAGCUGCUGUUCUAAUUGCCAAUCUAUUGAGUGACUCUGAUGAUCUGAUUUUAGAGUUAAAUCAAGAUUUGCCUUUCUUACAGGGUCUUGUGGAUAUAUUCCCUUUUGCUUCGGAUGAUUUAGAAGCUAGAAAUGCAGUUUGGGAUAUCAUUUCAAGAUUAUUGGGUCAAAUUCAAGAAGGGGAAAUAAGCCCUUUAAAUCUCCAACAAUAUGUAUCGAUUCUAUCAAGCAAAUCAGAUUUGAUAGAAGAAGAGCUUCUUGAUCACCAGUUAGCUGCUACAAAUAAAGAUCAAGAAACUUCAACUGCUUCCAUAAGAACUACAGCACUGAAAAGGAUUGAUUGUAUUGUAAGUCAAUGGUUAGCAUUAAAGGAUCGGGUUAGCCCUAACAAUUUUGGGGUGAAUGAACGUGAUCUUGGUAGAUUAAAGGACUGCUGUUGUAAAUAUAGAAAUGAUUCUGUAUCGAGUUUGGUGAUGCAAGAUGUGAAGGGUUCAUCGGAGAAGAUGCUUCCGUGAAAAACUUACGUGGCAAAAUGCAGAAAUGUGAAAAUAGUGACAUGGCACUAAUUGUUUUUGCACGAAAUAGCUGGAUUUCAUUAGUAUUUAGUUGCAAUGUACUUUUUAUGCAAAAUACCAAGUUACUGUUUUGUUUUCUACCAAUUAUAGCAAAAAAAAAAUGUUGGCUAGAACUUUUAAAUUUUGACAUGUCAAUGAAUAGUGUAAAUUGGUUGCUAUUUUGCGUUAAAAAAACUACUCUACUGUGCCGCACAAUUUUCUCCAAAGUUUUAAAAUACAUUUUGAACAACUUUUGACUAUAUGAUUUGUUUUUUUUUUUUUUAAAAUUAAUUUGUUAUUUAUCUAUUUGAUUCAUUGGAAAUAAAGCAUUAUUAAACUAUCCAAGCCUCCAAGGUAUCAAAAUUGUCCAUGUGUCCAUUUUCAUAACCCCUAAAAAGAUUGUAUUCACAAGCACACGAUUAACACGGCUCACUCGAGCACUUUAUUUGAACUAAAGUUCAGGCGUACAUAAAAGACAAACUACGAUGAGAUUGGACCCCUCUCUCACUCUCUCAUGAUAUGUUUUCUUCUUUUUCCGCAAUGAUAGUCAUCAACGAGACCCUAAACCAACCAUCACUGCCGUUGAUCAUACCACUCAUCCCUUAGUUGAAGAUUGCAGAUAACGCUGCUCAAAACUUACACCUACAGUUUGAUAUUUACUCUCUCCGCCAUCUUCAAUAUAUCAGAAUAUAUCCGAUCACCACCUAUCUCCUCCCCAGAAGCUCCGGCAGCCACCCUCAAAACAUCUUCAAUCAACGCCACAUUCCCCAUUAUAUCAACAUGGGCCCCACUUUCCAAACCCCUCCCCUCCAGCAAACUCCCCGGAGCUUUAUGUCUAUACUCCCGUAUAUGCGUCCUACUCCCAGAUGGAUUAAACCUUGUUUUCCCUCUCCACCCUUUCGCACACAUAAACCCCGCACUCAAAACCGGUACACUCUCAUCCCCAUCAACAAAGUAAACUCCGCCACGUAACCACUUCCCCUCCGCUGAGCUGUCAAUCUGAAACGGAAUUGUAUUGCAUUUGUCAGACUGUGAGACUUUAUACACAUAUGAUCUUUCUGUUGGAAGCCCCACCCCGUAUAAACAGUAAAUCUCCAUGUCUGGAGCAUGUGGUAGUUUUGUCUCUAAUGGGUUUGACCAGUAUUUGUAAUGGGAAUAUUUCGGGUCAUCAAGAUCCGAUGCUAUGCCAUGUGAGAAAUGGGCCUCUGCCCGUUUCAUAGUCUUUGGAGCUACAAACCGUAGUAGAUCGAUCAAUGUUCCGGCUGUGUAUGCUUUGUUAUCCGCAAGUUUCAUGAUGUUCUCACGGCUGAUCUUACCAUAUUCAGUCCAAACCUCACCACAAUUCAUACCCGAAUCCAACUUAUCUUUUACAAGGUCAUGAGUUGUGAGAUUUGAAGAAUGUUGCUCGGAAGCUGUUUUCCCAAAUGAAAUGAUUCUUCCGUAUUUCGUUUCUUGUUUAAUUUCGAUUUGAUGUUUCGUGUUGUUUUGUCUCUGAUAACUACUUACUGUUUGGAUAUCUUCUGGGGAGGAAUCUAAGUCACCCCAAAUGGUGUCUCCCCCUUUUGGAAGCAAUGAAAUCACAGAGUCCCAUGUUCGACCUACACGCAUCAUGUGUUCUAAAGUUUGAAGCCCUAGAAUCUCUGAAUCUAACACACCAGGAGCCAUGGCUCUGAAAAAAGCAACGUCUUUGCCUUCGGCUGAUAGCAUCCCGCUAACUGCCUUGGGAACACCAAGAAACGCCGGUCCGAUGUUCAUGAUUGCUUUGAUAUGCUUGUCACACCACCCUGGACCACCGCCACCACCCAUCGGAGGUGGGGCUUCCACCCAUUUGAGGAAGUGGAGGAAGUAGAUGACACCCAUGGAAUGUGGCACCACCACCACUUUCUUGUUACCAUUGGUUACAUACAUUAGCUCGAUGUUGAUCUUCAAUCUGCUUAGCGCUUGAUCCCUUACCUCGGUGUUUUGAAAAGAAAGUCUCCAGUCGUAAGCAGCCAUAUACAUAUUCUUCCCUUCGUACCCAAUUUUAGCCAAAUUCUCGAUAAGAACAGCCCAAACGAAAUACCCAGGAGCAAAAUAAUCUGCUGCAACAAGACCCGGAACCGGUCUGACCCGAAUGCCUGGCGGGUCGAGUCCUGUUUCAUUGUCGAGUGACAAAUGCUCCAACCAACACAAUGGCCUGAAUUUUAAACAAAUAAGUCGUAUUAAAAUUCAACUUUUUUGCUACUAGAAAAUCAAGAUUGAAGGUGGUUAAUUAAAGUUACAAAAAAAAAAAAAAAAAAACCUCUGUAAGAUCUGGGCAAAGCUACCACCCCAAAGGCGUUUGCGAAAAAGGCCAUGAGAACAAGGUCGACCUUCCCAAAGCUCAAGGCCACCGGUGACGAUUCCAGGGACCAAAACGACAGGGUGGAGUGGGGUUAAUCCUUCGUUCUUGAGCCUUACACCAGGUGAUUCAGGGGAUUUGAACCCAGACAAAUGAGCAGGUAGACAAUGGUACAGAAACAAGAGUAGCCACCAAGUAGUACACAUGCACCCGAUGAACCAACAACAAGAAUCUAUACACUUCCACCCUCUCUUAUUCUUCUUCUUGUUCUUAUCGCACUCUUGUUUUGUAAUUGUUUGAAUUUCUUCUUGUUUCUCGUCUUUUGGGGUUUCAGAUGAUCCACAGUUUUUCAAUGUUGGCUCAAUGAAACACAACUUUCGGAACCGAAGGAUUGCCGCCAUUGAUUUGCACUUGAGAUAGAGAGCUAAAACAAUUAAAAAAAAAAGUCGAGAUUUUUAUACGAAUUUAGGAGAAAGAUAGCUACCCAUGAUCGAACUCGAGAAAAGCCAGAAAAGGAAAUUGAGAUCUUGAGUUGGAUUUUUGCCAAAAUUAGGAGGAAAUGGUUAGCGGUGGAAUACAGAAAAAGGUGAUGGUUGAGCUGUCAAGUGUGUAUCGAGUUUAGUGAGAGCCGUAGAGAGAGAAUGGAGUAAAUAUCGACUGCUGUCUCUGCGAAGAGAGAAAGAGAGCCACUUGUCUCGUGUACAUCUGAAUGCAAAAACCUUCCUCAGUUGCCACCAUUACAACCCCUUUUCAAGCUUUCUUUACAUAUUCCUGAUUUAACGAGGA
Messenger RNA from Lactuca sativa (garden lettuce), 4832 nucleotides. RefSeq names its product ARM repeat superfamily protein. The record is from RefSeq and is a predicted model, not a curated record. NCBI's taxonomy places the organism in Eukaryota, Viridiplantae, Streptophyta, Magnoliopsida, Asterales, Asteraceae.